This is a messenger RNA of Perca fluviatilis (European perch), 1188 nucleotides long. RefSeq lists its product as uncharacterized. Gene Ontology annotation, molecular function: nucleic acid binding. The coding region runs from base 29 to 1093 and encodes 354 amino acids. The record is from RefSeq and is a predicted model, not a curated record. The transcript has 2 exons. Lineage: Eukaryota; Metazoa; Chordata; Actinopteri; Perciformes; Percidae.
ACAAGGAGCUUUCAGGCUAGCUGAUGCCAUGGAAGCAAAUAGGCCUACGUCUCACCUGUUUAGUUUAAUCCGUUUUUAUUUUGGUUUGGGUUUGAGACAUUGGGAGAUGCUAAUGUCUUUAAGUACUAUAAAUGGGAUUGUUAUCAGUUUGUCGACUUUGCGCAGGCACCUCAGGACUUUGCGGCUGUUCCGGCGGAAAGCCCAUUCUGAUCUGUUGGACAUUGUAGUGUUUCUGCAGGAUCAGUUGAACAGAUAUGGCAUGCUUCACAGUUAUAAGAUGAUGCAUCUGAAAUGCGUCCAGGCUGGCUACGUGGUGACUCAAGAGACAACCAGGCAAUGUCUGAAAAUACUGGAUCCCCAGGGAGUGCAGCUACGGCGCCGGAAUCGCCUUUGGCGACGUUUGUAUCAAAAUCCAGGCCCGAACUUUUUAUGGCAUGUAGAUUCAUAUGAUAAACUGAAACCAUAUGGGAUCUGCAUAAAUGGAUCAAUUGACGGAUUUUCACGAAUGGUAAUAUGGCUACAUGCAUUCUCAACAAAUAACGAUCCCAAGGUCAUAGCUGGAUACUUCAUUGAUGAGGUGUUAUCAAGGAAUGGGACACCUACUCGAAUUCGGUCAGACCUAGGGACCGAGAACUGUUACAUGGAGCAGAUGCAGAUUUUCAUGAGACAUGAUCAUACAGACACAUUUUCGAAGAACUGCUAUCUGUAUGGCUCAAGCAAUCAUAACCAACGGAUAGAGCAGUGGUGGGGAUUUUUAAGGAAGCAACACGCACAGUUCUGGAUGAACUUAUUUCAAGAGUUAAAAGAUUCUGACAACUUCUGUGGGGACUUCCUAGAUAAAAGUCUGAUACAAUUCACAUGUCUUGAAAUAAUAGAGAGAGAACUGCAGGACGUUGUUCACCUUUGGAACACUCACAGAAUUCGCCCAAGCAGAAAUGCUGUGUCUCCAUGUGGACGUCCAGUGAUGAUGUACACCUUACCUCAACUCUUUGGUGCUAGAGAGCACCUUAAAGAGGUAUCCCAACAAAAGAUACAGGCUUGCAGGGAGGAAUGCCUUCAGAGAGGACCAUAUCCCUGUGAUAAUACUGUUUGACAUUUGUUGCCUUGCCAUGGCAGAAAACAGUCUUCAUCCACCAACCUCUCCAGAGGAAGCUAUUGAGCUGUACAUGUUCUUACGUGCUUAUAUAC